AAUUUAGGUAAAUAACGCUAUCAGCUGUUUGCUGUAUAUUAAUUAAGGCACGUGCAGUUGUGUUUGUGAUGUAGCAUUUUUGUUUAUUUUUUGUUGCAGUCUGUUUCUCAGUUGGAUACUUUUCCAAGAGUGUAGAUUUGUCUUUUUUAUACACAAAUUACACUUGAUAUUAUUGCCUGUUAAAUAAACUUCAUUUAAUUGUAAAUUGAAAAUUUUUUAAGUCACAAAAUGCCGAAAUUUUUUGUACCUACAUCAUGGGAGAAUCUAGCAGAAGCAAUGAAGUUCCGUUCAAAAGUAUCUUUGGGCGGUGGCAGCGAUGAAGUAAAGUCUUCCCAAGCUAUAUUAAGUACUAGAAAAAAGAAGAAAGGCAAGAAACCCAAAUCAGACAAGGAUAAAGCAAAAGAUUUGGCUAAUCCAAAAGUCAAUAAAAGUGGAUUGGAACGUGGAAAAGUCCACAAGGGUCGAAUUAUCAAAAAAAAUGUCGAUAAAAAUCCACUAUCACAGGCUAAGAUCGUACUUACGUCCGGAUAUAUUGGUCCUCAUUCAGGUGAUAUGCUAUCGUCCACCAAAUUAAAUCUUAAGGAAAAUAAACAACGCAGUAAAUGUGUACCAAUCGCAUCAACUUCUAAGGAAGCUGUAAAAUUGACUGGAUCGGCUAGUACUUCUUUAGAAAAUCAUAUUUCUGAGAGUGAAGUAGUUAGACCAACCAGUUCCCAGGACAUUGGGUUAAAAGCUUUUGAAAACACUCUAAAGCAACAACUGUUAGGUGGACGCUUUCGUUACAUAAACGAACAGUUAUAUACCAUGGAUAGUACAGGCGCGAAUGAAUUUUUCAAAUGUGAUGUCGAGGCCUUUAAUGCCUAUCACGCUGGAUAUCAGCAGCAGGUGGAAAAAUGGCCUUUGAAUCCACUUGAUCGUAUAAUAAAAAUGAUAAAGCGGUUACCAAAAUCCCUAGAAAUUGUAGAUUUCGGUUGCGGUGAAGGUCGUUUGGCUACGAUGCUGCCUAAUAAGGUGUAUUCGAUGGAUUUGGUGAGCACACGAAACCAUAUAAUAGCAUGUGACAUGGCUUAUACGCCACUCAAUGACCAGUCGGUAGAUAUAGCCGUUUAUUGUCUGUCAUUAAUGGGAACGAAUCUAAAAGAUUAUUUGUUGGAGGCGAAUCGCGUUUUACGUCCUAAUGGUUUGGUAAUGAUUGCGGAGAUCCAAUCACGAUUCGAUGAUUUGCGGCAAUUUAUACGCGGACUAGAAGCUUGUGGAUUCGAAUUACUUAAGAAAGAUAUUAAUGAGCGGUUGUUUUAUUUUUUUCAGUUUAAAAAGGUACGAAACGUUGGAAAAAUAGUGUUAAUACCGCCAUUUUCUCUGAAGCCGUGUUUAUAUCGGAAACGGUAAUUGAAGUAUUAUCGUGAUGACUACUUACAUUUGAGAAAGAAUGUUACCAAAAUUACACAUAGGUGUGGUAAUCACAAUAAAUAAAAUACUAUCAUAUUAAAUUUUGUGGAUAUUAAUGCAAUUUCUCAAUAAAUUAUGAGUAUUGAUUAUUGAUCCUAUUGGGAUGCCUUAUUUAUUA
Molecule: messenger RNA, 1567 nt
Organism: Bactrocera oleae (olive fruit fly)
Lineage: Eukaryota; Metazoa; Arthropoda; Insecta; Diptera; Tephritidae
Product: ribosomal RNA-processing protein 8
Biological process (GO): regulation of transcription by glucose; rDNA heterochromatin formation; cellular response to glucose starvation
Cellular component (GO): chromatin silencing complex; rDNA heterochromatin; nucleolus
Molecular function (GO): methyltransferase activity
Source: RefSeq, a predicted model, not a curated record